Messenger RNA from Kwoniella botswanensis, 2097 nucleotides. RefSeq lists its product as uncharacterized. Gene Ontology annotation, biological process: fatty acid beta-oxidation using acyl-CoA oxidase; lipid homeostasis. NCBI's taxonomy places the organism in Eukaryota, Fungi, Basidiomycota, Tremellomycetes, Tremellales, Cryptococcaceae. The transcript has 18 exons. Gene Ontology annotation, cellular component: peroxisome. Gene Ontology annotation, molecular function: acyl-CoA oxidase activity; FAD binding; fatty acid binding. The coding region runs from base 1 to 2097 and encodes 698 amino acids. The record is from RefSeq and is a predicted model, not a curated record.
AUGGCAUUCCCAAGACCCAAACCCACCACAAUGGAGACGUUGGCAAUGGAACGUGCCAAUCCGCCAUUCAAUAUACGUAAGAUGUCGAUAGCGAUGCACGGCUCAGAGAAAGCUUUGAUACUCAAAGAGAAAUUUAUGGCUGAGAUCGCAAGACAUCCCGCCUUCAAGCUGUCAGACAUUCACGAUUUAUCGAAGGACGAGUUGAGAGAACGGACGAUGGAGAAAUUCGCUUCGAUGGUUUAUUUCGUGACAAACGAAUCGCUGGAGACGUUUCAGUUGAGAAUGCAGCUGAUCGGAAUAGCGGAUCCAUCUUUCUGGACUCGGUUCGGUGUAGCUUAUGGACUAUUCUUGGGAGCGCUGAGAAGUGGUGCUACGCCUAAUCAAUUGAGCUACUGGAUUGACCGAGGUGUAUUAGGUCUCAACGGUGUAAUCGGAUGUUUCGCCAUGACUGAAUUAGCCCACGGAUCGAAUGUAGCUGGAUUGGAGACUACAGCAACGUUCGAUAGAGGUUCAGACGAGUUUGUCAUCCACACACCUCACUUAGGAGCUACGAAAUGGUGGAUUGGAGGUGCAGCCAGUACAGCUACUCAUGCGGCUGUUUUUGCCCAGAUGAUAGUUGAUGGGAAGAGACAUGGAGUAAAGACUUUUGUGACUCAAUUGCGGGAUACCAAGACGUUCACCUUGAUGCCUGGUGUGACUAUUGGAGAUAUCGGUAAGAAGAUGGGAAGAGACGGUAUCGAUAACGGUUAUAUCCAAUUCACCUAUGUCAGGGUACCUAGAGCACACAUGUUAAUGAAGCAUACUCAAGUAUCUAGAGAUGGUGUCGUCACUGAGCCACCUCUCGCGCAACUGACUUACGGUGCCUUGCUUGGUGGAAGAACAUCUAUGGUCACUGAUUCAUCGAACUCAGCUAAAAAGGCACUUACUGUAGCUGUGCGAUAUGCUGCAGUACGAAGACAAUUUGCGACAGGCAAGAACGAAUUGGAGACUCAGUUGCUGGAUUACCCGAUUCAUCAGCGACGGCUGAUGCCUUUAGUCGCUCAAGCUAUUGCUAUUGGAUUCACUGGUCUUAGAUUGCAAGUGAUGUACGAGGAUAUGACUCAAGCGCUGGACACGAUGGAACCGUCAGAUCCCAACCUGAAUGAUAUUCUCGAUAAAUUGAAAGAAACUCAUGCUACUUCGGCUGGUCUCAAGGCAUUCUGUACUUGGGCAUGCUUGGAUACCAUUGACAAGUGUCGUCAGUCUUGUGGUGGACAUGGAUAUUCGGCAUACUCCAACUUCCCAUUGAUGUAUGCGGAUUUUGCCGUGCAAUGUACUUGGGAAGGUGACAACACCAUUCUUUCGCUUCAGGCUGGUCGAUCGCUCGUCGGUGCAUGGGGAGCCGCUGUAAAAGGCAAGAAGCUCGCACCAGGAGUGGCCUACUUGAACGACUCAUCCUUACUCUCUGCUCAAUCCGACUCAUCGCUGUCUUUAGCCGAUAUCCAGAGAGCUUGGAAUUGCGUAGCAUUCAAUGUCAUCAAAAAGGCCGCUGAAGAGUAUGUACGAUUACUGAAAUCUGGUAAAUCCAAAGACGAAGCCAUGGAGAAAUGCUCUCAGUCAAGGUUCAUCGCUGCCAAAAUACAUACUAUCGGAUACAUAUUCAGAUUGUUCAAGGAAGCCGUGGAGGAGAUGAAGGAUGACGAAGAGAGCAGGACGUUGAAGACUGUAGCGAAGUUGUAUGGACUAUGGCAGAUUGAGGAACAGCAGGGAUACUUCUUGAAGUAUGGCUAUCUCGAUGCUCAACAAAUGGACAAAGUGCAAGAAUCGGUCGACGCGCUGUGUCAAGAAGUGAGAGGCAUCGCUAUUCCAUUGAUCGACUCCUUUGCGCUUUCGGAUCACAUCAUCAACUCACCCUUGGGUCGAUGGGAUGGAUCAGUGUAUGAGUCUUAUUUCGCUCAAGUCCAAGCUGCCAACCCUCUACCCAAAGAACAUCCAUAUUUCACUCGAUUGAUCAAGCCUUUGUUAGAGAGACAAAACGAGGAUAUGGAAGAUCCGGGAAGUGCGAUGGGGUUGGAUGAUGAAUUGAAAGAAAUUGAGGAGGAGAGGAAGGGGGAGUGA